This is a messenger RNA of Saccharomyces cerevisiae S288C, 1131 nucleotides long. RefSeq names its product Pex27p (gene PEX27). NCBI's taxonomy places the organism in Eukaryota, Fungi, Ascomycota, Saccharomycetes, Saccharomycetales, Saccharomycetaceae. Bases 1 to 1131 code for a protein of 376 amino acids. The transcript has a single exon. Gene Ontology annotation, cellular component: peroxisomal membrane. The record is from RefSeq and is marked reviewed.
AUGACAUCCGAUCCUGUUAAUACGAAUAUAAGUAGCCCCACUUUAACGGACAGAAAUGCAGACGAAUCAUGGGAGCUCUUGAAAAGAGAGUUUAACACAUUAUUUAGCAACCUGAAAACUGACAGUAAAGAAGAAGGUAAUUUCACAGACAACAAAGGAGUAAUCGCCAAGAAACCAAUUGUUCUGCAGGAUAAUGAUGAUUCGGAUUUUACGCAGAAUCAGGGAAAAGUUGCUACUGCAACCAGUACAACUAGUGACAGAAGCUUUAAGCGAACACUUGGUUCUAUUGAAAUGAAAAAACGUUAUGUUAAGAAAAAUUGCCAAGCAAAAUUUGUUUUUAACACGCUUGAAGGUAAAGAAGUUUGUUCGAAAAUACUACAACAUACCCUAGGCCUAUUAAGUUUAUUGCUAUUGACGAGAAAGAUACGACUACUAAAUUUUUCCUCAAAACUGCGAUUGGUGAUUCAACAAUUGAGUUUAUUUCGGUACUAUUUGAGAUUCGGAAACUUUGCGAUCAAUUUAUAUAAAAUUAUCAAAAGAUUUCGCUGGUUGAGAGAAAUGAAAAAACUACAUUAUAAAGAUCAAUCAAUUUUAUUUUAUUUUAAAAAUUUCCGGUUUUUCGACAUUAUUGAAGCUUUUUAUAAUUUGACAGAUGAGUUGAUACUGUUCCAUAAGCUACAAUCAAUGUUUGGUAAAAAGAACACAUCACAUGCAAAUACUAAUAGACUAAUGACAUUCGUCAAAGAACAGCACUAUAUCUUAUGGGAAGUUUUAAAUAUUCUUGCUAUCAAUAAAAACAUUGAACAAUGGCGACAGCUAAUAAGAGAUGAAAUUUAUUUAAGUAUCUAUAAUACCAGUGGUAAUGCAAUAAAGGAAUACGAGUUAAAGUACAAACUACCUACCAAUGACAAAGUCAAUUUGGAGUUACGGAAAAAUAAUAUUACAUUGGAUUUUUAUAAGAUAAUACUAAACUUAUUGUCUAAUCUAAUUAAUAUUAAAGGUAAAAGGGACAAAUAUAACUCAGAGCUAGCUUACGAAAUAAUUUCAGUAGGUUCCGGUGUUACUGAACUCCUUAAGCUAUGGAACCGAGCCAAAGUCACUUCGGCUAAUGAACAUACAAGCGCUGUUUGA